Theobroma cacao (cacao) is the source of this 423-nucleotide messenger RNA. Lineage: Eukaryota; Viridiplantae; Streptophyta; Magnoliopsida; Malvales; Malvaceae. The record is from RefSeq and is a predicted model, not a curated record.
AUGGAUGGAGUAUUGAGGUAUGGAACCAGACUUUAUGUGCCCGAUAGUGAUGGUUUGAGGAGAGAAAUAUUGGAGGAGGCGCACAUGGCAGCCUAUGUGCCUCAGACUGAUGGGCAAUCAGAACGAACAAUACAGACAUUGGAAGAUAUGCUGAGGGCAUGUGUAAUAGACUUUGGGGUUAAAUGGGAUCGGAAAUAUAACCCAAAUCCAUCUCAUGUAAUGUGGUAUGAAACAAUCCAGUUGCAAGACGAUCUAACCUAUGAGGAGCAACUAGUGCUUAUUCUUGAUAAGCAAGUUAAAAAGCUCUGUUCAAAGGAUGUAGCCUUAGUGAAAGUGUUAUGGCGAAACCACACCAGUGAAGAGGUAACGUGGGAAGCUGAGGAGGACAUGCGGAUAAAAUAUCCACACCUCUUUGAUGCUUAG